UGCGAAGGCUGCGCACCUCGAGCGGACGGUCAGCGGUUCUGACACGACGGUUUCAGGAGCAGUCUAAAACGGUAAACCCUCCGUAAAUGGGUUUAUCACCACGUCGGCCGUUACUUUUAUCGCUUCCGUUUACCUCGACCGAUUGUUGUGGAUGGAUUAUAGUAUUCACGUCUCACGACAAGCCUUUCAACGCCCAGUCAGCAGCGGCAGCCAUAGCUCGGUCCUUGACGCUGGAGAACUCUGUAAUCUGCCCCUGCAAUGGCGGUCUUUAGUCACCAGGUGCUCUUUGCAGUCACAAGAUCAAGGGGAUCCUAUUUAUUAUCCAAGAGGCACAGCUGCUCCUCUCUGUCUCCCAAAGCCUAUCUCCACAUAGACCCUCCCCGCCAUGUCUUGUCACCAUUCCCACUCAGGCACUCUCGUUAUGGCUACCCCCACUGUUACCGGGGCCACGCCCUCAGCCGUGGGCACAGCUCCGCCCUGCUCGCCCGUUCUCUACACAGCUCAGGUGUUUGGCUCCAGGAUAUAAAACAAGAGGACUCUAAGGCCUCCCCAGCUGCUGCACAGGAUGCUUCUCAAGGCGCUAAAAAGGACUCUGUGGCUGCUGCAGCCCAGUCUCAGCCCCCGUCAGCUCCCACUCAAACGUCCACCACCACCACCACAGCGGCUGCCGUCCCUCCGGUGCAGGAGCGGGCAGUCGCGAAAAAAUCUCUGUAUCAGAGGAUUGUGGAUGAGUUGAAGCAUUACUACAAUGGGUUCCGGUUACUUGGCAUCGACAUUAAGAUUGCAGGCCGGAUGGUGUGGAGGCUGCUGCAUGGACAAGUGCUCACGCGCAGGGAGAGGAGAAGGCUGAUGAGGACCUGUGCUGACCUGUUCCGUCUGGUGCCCUUCAUGGUGUUCAUCAUCGUUCCUUUCAUGGAGUUCCUUCUUCCCGUCUUUCUCAAACUCUUCCCAGAGAUGUUGCCCUCCACCUUCGAGACAGAGUCCAAAAAGGAGGAGAAGCAGAAGAAGGGUCUCGCUGCGAAGCUGGAACUGGCCAAGUUUCUACAAGAGACCAUCGCUGAGAUGGCCCGAAGAAAUAAGGCUAAAGCUCUGACAGAGGAUGAGACACAGCGCUUCUCCACAUAUGUUCAGAAGGUCCGGGGUACAGGUGAGCAGCCCACCACGAAGGAUAUUGUCCGGUUUUCGAAGCUGUUUGAGGAUGAACUGACGCUGGAGCACCUGGAGCGCCCCCAGCUGGUGGCUCUGUGCAAACUGCUGGAGCUGCAGCCCAUCGGCACCAACAACUUGCUGCGUUUUCAGCUGAUGAUGCAACUCAGGACCAUCAAAUCAGACGAUGAGAUGAUUGCAGCAGAGGGUGUGGCAGCUAUGAGUGUGUCAGAGCUACAGGCAGCGUGUCGUAGUCGUGGGAUGAGGUCUCUGGGUCUCACCACUGAUCAGCUACGGCUGCAGCUGCAGCAGUGGCUGGAUCUGCACCUGAAGGAGAAUGUUCCUCCAUCACUGCUGCUGCUCUCCAGAGCCAUGUACCUGACUGACCUCAAACCAAAAUCCCCAGUCAUCCCACCUGUUCCCAAACUAGAGAAAGCUACCCCAGCGGAGAAUACAGGAGCAAACGCAGCCUCAGUCAGUAGUGACACGUUGACAGACCCCGCUCUCAUCAUCAAAGACAGAUCGGUGGAGGAGAUCAGAGACAAGGCUCCUGUGGUCUCGGACAAACCUCUGACACCUGCUGAAGUACUUCAGGCUAAAGCAGCAACAGAGGUGUCCCAGAAGAGCAAGAUGAGUGCCAAUGGUGUUUAAAGAGGAGCAGGAGCCUCUGGACUGAAGGGGAGAUAGACUUAGGCAGACCUGUGCCCUGGGGGGGGUUUAAGGAGCCAUUGAUGAUUUAUAUUUCAAUUAUUUGUGAAACUCCUCUGUAAAAUUUUCACCUCUUUGGACCAGAGGGAGAGGAAGAAGCAUUUCUGGCAUUUGAUGACAUCAGAUUGCGCAACUCAUCCCAGGAGUCCUGUUCCCUCCUCGUCCCUCACUCUGUUAACAUCCAGGAACAGUCUGCUGCCUCUUCUGCUUCGUCUCAGCACGGCUUCUUCGCACCCUCAGCCCUCCGCCGUCACUUUUGUGCACUCCGUUUACUCCAACUCUCCGUUAGAUUUCACUGUAUUGUCAGCCCAUUGAUAGUUUGAUUUGUUUGACCUAAUGUCCUAUAAGUGACGCCCAAACCGCCCAUGGCUGAUCCUGGUCAGCUGUCUGUUUGAUGGUGUCUCCUUUCAGUCUAGAUGUUCUCUUCCUCCUCCUCCUGUAAAUUUGUAAAUAUCUUGUAAAUUUUUGUCCCUGUCUUACUUCGCAGCAGCAGCAGCUUUGUACAGUUUGCUAUGCAAAGGCCUAAUGUCUCUUGAAAAUGUUCAAGUUUUUCUCUUUUAGCAAUUUUAUUUUGUUUUAUUUGCAUACCUUUUUAAUUUCUGUUCAGGAUGAGAGAGAGAAGUUAUCCUUUUUUCUGCUGAACUUUUUGGUUCAGUGGCUGUCCCACCUUCAUCACGCUGAAGUAGAUGCCAGAAGACGGCACAUCCCGAACCUGCAACUGAAUAAAAUGCAAAAUGUUCAGUCCAAACGUCAUUAUCUCACUUCAUCAGCAGGUGGAACAGCAUAUUUGGGACUGGCCCUGCCUCUGAACAGGGUGACACUGUGCAGCUUUUUGCUGCUGUAAUUAGCAAAUGAAGACUGGUAUGCUAUUAAGACAGUGGUCACUCCUUAAACCCAGAGGUGACUGUGGUAACGUGCAGUCUGUCACCACUGGUAAACCACUACAUGGACAAGCUGUAGAAAAACAAAACAAACAAAAUAAUACAGAUUUUAUUUGCAUAUACAGUGUAUGUAUUGUGUUUUUAACACUAUGAUGCUAAGAUUUCUUUAAAAGGAGAAAAUGCUUUUUGUUACCCGCAAAGAUAUAUUAUUAAUGUAGGGGAGAAGCUUAAAUCCUGAAGCCACAAAUGAGAUUAAUAUUAUUUUUGGUAUUGUGGCACUAAAAGAAGUAAAUGUGUAGCAUUAUGACUGAUUUGCCAAACUUUCCUUCUUCAUUCAGCUCUCAGAAAUACAGUAUAUUACCCUACAAGUUGGAAGGUUUACCACAUAGAUGUGUACUUAUUAAAUACAUUUUGUGUGUGUUUUGUAACCCUCUCAUCCCCCUUAUACUUUUGACAUUGUUAGAGUAACAAAUCUCAUUGCAGCUGGAUGAAGGUUUUGGUCUCCACCAUCUUUUCUCAUUGCUAUUUAUCCAUAGGCACCUGCCAGAGGUGGAUGCCAUAAAAAAGAGGACAUUUUUAAGCAGAUUGAUUGCUAAUUAAGAUUUAUAUUAUUGGUUUAACAUAUGUGCCUAAGGUUAAAGGGCGAUUGGGUCCUUGUUUGCAUUUUUUUUUUUUAAACCAAGGACAGAUUUUCUCUCUAAAGUUUGUUCUUUGGUUUGAUCACUCACCUCAAUGUGUUAAAAAGCUCCCAGUUGCACCUUUUCUCUUUAGUGGAAUGUCUCCCCUUUCCCUUCCUUUGAUCGAAGUAUCAAUCCAAAUCCAAAUGAAUCCUUUCCUUAUAGUCCAGUGUUGAUGCUGAUGGGAAACAAUCACAUUUUCUAUCAAAUCUGCACUGGUGGUGUGAAGGAGCUCAAGAAAAGUAAAUUUUAAAUAAAGAGAAUAGUUGCUUUAUCGUUUCUGGUUUGUGAUCUGCGGUUGUAUUUAAAAAAAAAAAAUUCCCCCAAAAUUCUGAGUGGAUGUGAACUGAUUUAUGUAGCAUUUAUAGCAG
Molecule: messenger RNA, 3783 nt
Organism: Toxotes jaculatrix (banded archerfish)
Lineage: Eukaryota; Metazoa; Chordata; Actinopteri; Toxotidae
Gene: letm2
Product: leucine zipper-EF-hand containing transmembrane protein 2
Exons: 11
Coding region: 259-1797 (512 amino acids)
Biological process (GO): intracellular monoatomic cation homeostasis
Cellular component (GO): mitochondrial inner membrane
Molecular function (GO): ribosome binding
Source: RefSeq, a predicted model, not a curated record